GUUAGCAACGCCGCUGUUGUUGUUAGUAUAGAAUAGCAACAUGUGUAUGUUUGCGUUGAAGCAUCUUUUUACCUCGCAAUGUUUCCUGGACCUGUUGGUGUUGGACGACCUGAAGCCCUGGAAAACAGUGCUGAGACAACUGGUUGCGGAGCUUCUCGGCACGUUCCUGCUGGUGCUAGUCGGGUGUGGAUCGACAACAGCAUGGUUCGAAGGCUACCAGCCGACCACUGUUCAGAUCGCCCUGACAUUCGGACUUACUGUCGCAUGCAUUGUGCAGAUGCUUGGCCACGUAAGUGGCGCUCACGUGAACCCGGCAGUGACUGUGGGCCUGGUGGUGGGCGGCUUCCUGGGCCCGCUGAAGGCUCUGCUGUACGUGACGGCGCAGUGCGUGGGCGCCACUGCUGGCUCAUCCGUGCUCCAGGUCCUGACACCUAACGAGACUGUAGCAACGCUGGGCGUUACUGCCUUGAAUCGGCACGUGACACCGACGCAGGGCUACUUCGUAGAGAUGCUCAUCUCGUUCGUGCUCGUGAUGGCCGUGUACAGCGCAGUGUUGGGCGCCGCGAGAGGGGCGGCAGCCGCAGGACCUUUCACUAUCGGCCUCUCCGUGACAGCCUGCCACUUAUUCGCGAUGCAGUAUACUGGAGCUAGUAUGAAUCCGGCUCGUUCCUUCGGACCUGCUUUCGUUACAGGCUCAUGGACAAACCACUGGGUGUACUGGGUGGGGCCGUGCGUAGGCGGUGUUGUUGCGGGUAUCUUCUACAAAUUCAGACCAGACGAGCCUGUGGAUGCAGCAGAGCUUAGGACUUCCCUGAGCCAAGCUUCUGUCUUGGGAUCGGGAGUAGCGGAACGGACUGUAUAACCAAGAAACAAAAAUGUAAUUCUCUUGACAACAUGGCAUUCUCCAACAUCUGCCUGAAAUCUGGACGAAUAUGCAAAAUCAAGCAAGCAUAAUGGUUAAGAGAAUGCGUAUUGGAACUAGCAUACUUCACUAGGCGUGGCGAGGACAUAA
Messenger RNA from Schistocerca cancellata (South American locust), 1012 nucleotides. RefSeq names its product aquaporin AQPAe.a-like. Lineage: Eukaryota; Metazoa; Arthropoda; Insecta; Orthoptera; Acrididae. The transcript is spliced from 6 exons. Gene Ontology annotation, cellular component: plasma membrane. Gene Ontology annotation, molecular function: water channel activity. Bases 41 to 862 code for a protein of 273 amino acids. The record is from RefSeq and is a predicted model, not a curated record. Gene Ontology annotation, biological process: transmembrane transport.